Messenger RNA from Erythranthe guttata (spotted monkey flower), 1182 nucleotides. Its product is annotated as protein TIFY 10A. Gene Ontology annotation, cellular component: nucleus. The record is from RefSeq and is a predicted model, not a curated record. Lineage: Eukaryota; Viridiplantae; Streptophyta; Magnoliopsida; Lamiales; Phrymaceae. Gene Ontology annotation, biological process: regulation of jasmonic acid mediated signaling pathway; regulation of defense response; response to wounding.
CUAUUAUAUAUUAUAUCUAUAUAUAUAUAUAUGUAUGUAUAUCCGAUAAACCCACCAUCAAUAAUCCAUUGCUCCAUACAAUUUCAAAGAAUAUUUUACUCUCCAGAAAAACCUGUACCUCACAUCAACAGCGCCCCCUCUUUCCUUUGAAUCUUCAUUUUUUUCGCCGGAAAAGAGAUGAGUUCUUCUGAAAUCCUGAAUUCCGGCAAGUUCGCCGGCGGAAGGUCUAACUUCUCGCAGACCUGUAACCUUUUGAGUCAGUAUUUGAAGGAGAACGGCAGCUUCGGAGAUCUGAGACUUGGAUUGACUCCUGAAUCGGCUGAGCCCAAAGGGACUAUGAAUUUGUUGCCGAUGAUUGAGAAAUCGGAUCAGAACUCCGGCGCCGGAAACUUCAUGAAUAUGCUUCCCCAGCUCGUCGCCGGCGGAGUAGAAACACUGGAUAAAUCCGAUAGUGGUACCAGAUCCGAGAAUGAAACCGGGCAGAUGACCAUAUUUUAUGCGGGUCAAGUCAUAGUAUUCAACAACUUUCCGGCGGAGAAGGCCAAGGAAAUCAUGUCAUUAGCCACCAAGUCUAGCGCCGCCGCACAGAAGCUCCAUCCCGCCGCCUUUGCUCCGGCGAUUCAGAAACCGACGGAAUCCGCCACCAGCACCCCGAAUCUCAGCCCAACUUUUGGGAUUCAGGACCUUACCCGCCGCCCUACUCAGCCAGCAGUUGGUUCCGAUUAUUUACCAAUUGCGAGGAAAAAAUCAUUGGCCCGAUUCCUCGAGAAGAGAAAAGAUAGGAUCACAGCAAACGCGCCAUACCAAGCAAGCAAACCGGCGGCGCCACCGCUCAAGGCGGUGAAGACAGAGACCAGCUGGCUGGGACUGGCUUCUCAUCAGUACACCCACCAAAUUCAGCGACAACAAUAGAAAUCGUUUGGCAGUAACGAGUUGUACCCUUUGAGCUUCUGUUUGUACUUUUUAGCUGGUUCCGAAUUCAGAUCUAACUGUUUGAUCCAUUUCAUUAUAGUUUUAGAGAAGGGAAAAUUGCAAUAUUGCCCCUUCGAUAUAGUUUUGAAUCAAUUUCCUCCUCUUUUUCUUUUUCUUUUUCUCUCUCUCUCUCUCUCUCUUUUUUUUUUUUAUUCGAUUUUGCGAUAAUGUAAUUAUCUAUAUAUGUGAUGAUACCCAAUUUGUUAUCCA